AUGGUGAUCUCAAAGCAAGACAGUAUCAUCAUUGUAGGCGCCGGGGCUUUCGGUCUAUCGACCGCUCUGCACCUGUCCCAAGCUGGCUAUUCCAAUAUUACCGUGUUCGAGCAAGAUGACGAGGUCCCGUCUGCCUACUCGGCCGCAAAUGACCUCAACAAGAUCAUGCGCGCCGAGUAUGAAGACCCAUGGUAUACGGAAUUGACUAUGGAAGCCGCCGAGGCUUGGAAAGCACCACUUUUUGCCCCUCAUUUUCACCGAGUCGGAUUUCUGCAUUGUGUUUCUGGAAAGGCCCCGGCAAGAGCCGUCGACACGCUCAAUAGAUUCCGCGCGGCAGCGGAGCGUCAUCCCAUUUUAGCAAAACAUGUUGUGUCGCUUGACUCAAAGGCAGACAUACAAGAAGCAUCUUGGCAGCUGAACGGAUCCUUGCCGGGCUGGAAUGGUUAUCUGAACAAGUUUGAUGGCUACACGCAUUCUGGAAAUGCUCUGAGAUCGGUCCACAGAGCCACUCGAGACCAAGGUGUCAGGUUCUUCCUGGGAAAAGUCUCUGGAGCCGUAGAAAGCAUUGUAUACGAGCAGACACCCAAGGGCCGCAAGAGCAAAGGCAUCCGAACCAAGGAUGGCAAGUUUCACGCUGCCUCGCUCGUCAUUGUGGCCGCCGGUGCCCUGGCCGCCAAGUUGGUGCCCGAGGCCGGUCAGAGGGUCGACGCCAAGUGCUGGUCCGUCGCCCAUGUCCGUCUAACUGACGAGGAGACGUCGGCGCUCCGUGGCAUUCCCGUCGUGUACGCCCGUGACCUGGGUUUCUACUUUGAGCCCGAUCCCAAGACCAACUUGUUGAAGCUGUGCCCGAUGGGUGGUGGCUACAUCAACACUGAUAAGACCACCGGCGUAUCCCUGCCCCCGGGAGCCCCGGGAGCCAGCACCGGCUUCCUCCCCGCCGAGGACGAGGCCAAGAUCCGGGAACUGCUCCGCCAGACCAUCCCGGCAUUGGCAGACCGCCCACUUGUCAAGAAGUCGCUCUGCUGGUUCGCCGAUACCGCAGACUCCGACUUUAUUAUUGACUACGCGCCGGACUCGUCAUCGUCAGUGGUUCUGCUGUCUGGAGACUCGGGCCAUGGAUUCAAAAUGUUUCCCAUAUUUGGAAAAUGGGUUGCGGAGCUUUUAGCGUCCUCCAAGGGCCAGACCAACGCGCGUUGGAAGAUCAAGGAUCCCAAGCCCAAGGCUGGUGAGGAUUGGGGCAGUGGUGUUAGCUGGCGAAUUGGCAAUACUACAGAGUAUCGCGAUAUCAAGCGAUCGACGGAAGUGGCGAAGCUAUAA
This is a messenger RNA of Pestalotiopsis fici W106-1, 1317 nucleotides long. RefSeq lists its product as uncharacterized. NCBI's taxonomy places the organism in Eukaryota, Fungi, Ascomycota, Sordariomycetes, Amphisphaeriales, Sporocadaceae. The transcript has 2 exons. Bases 1 to 1317 code for a protein of 438 amino acids. The record is from RefSeq and is a predicted model, not a curated record. Gene Ontology annotation, molecular function: flavin adenine dinucleotide binding; saccharopine oxidase activity; sarcosine oxidase activity.